AUGAUGGAGGUGGAGAAUUCAAUGAUUAUUGAUGGAUUGGUUAAUUUGUUGAAACUGGUGACAUUGUUUGAUUCAUUGUGUGAUAUUAAAUGCUGUGAAAUAUCAUCAUGUAUAAAAUCAAUAUUUUGUUCAAAUGGAUCAACAAUUGAUAGUAUUAAUCAACGAAGCAAUAAAAAAAUUCAAUUUGGCAAAUUAAAAUUGAAGAAAGGAAUUUCAAAUGAUGAAUUACCAAUAGCUCGCGUGGAAGGUCAUACAAGGUCACGUCUUCUAAAACGUUCUACAACGGAAAGCUCACAGGAAGAUGAUUCAGAUUUGAUAAGAGUACCAAAACAAGAAAAUACAAUUAGUCAACAAACGCGUAAUCAAGGAAUUUCCGCUAAACAUAUCAUUGAUAAGAAUCAAUCAAAAAUAUCAAAAAUAAUGAAAAAUCGUUCGGAAACCGGAAUGAAUACCAAAUGUAAUAGCAAAGAAUUAAAAGAACUUAUGCUAAAGAGUAUUAGUGAUAAUUCAUCAGCAUCAAAACGUUCAAUUAAUGAUCGAGCAGAAGAGAAAUUUGGUGGUAGUAUUGAUGUAAUUUGUUCAAAGGGUCAUUUCUCAUAUGUGUACAGUUCUAAUUUAUAUUGUGAAGCUAUGAAAGGUAAUGUAACAUGUAUUGCAUUUCGACAAACACGUUAA
Brugia pahangi is the source of this 675-nucleotide messenger RNA. NCBI's taxonomy places the organism in Eukaryota, Metazoa, Nematoda, Chromadorea, Rhabditida, Onchocercidae. The record is from the annotation of a GenBank genome assembly.